GCGCACUGCCCGGUGUUGAACAACCUCUUCAAGAAACCGUUCCGUAUGAUUAAGCCAUGGCCAACAAAGAAAACUUCACACUAAUCCGAAAUACUGACGUCGACAUCCACAAGCUCGAAACUGAUCUUCUCUUGCUGCGGGCCAUGGUUAGUGUCGCGGAAGAAGACGGAGCUCACGACGCCCGAUCGCUGUGUCUGCAAGACUACAAUUCAAGCUUUAGAGAGCAACUCCUGGAAUUUGACUCGACUUUAAUGCGUGGGAAGAUUGACGAGGUGCUGUUCAAGGUCGCACAGCUCAUGUUCAUCUUGAGUCAUCGUACAAGGGACAAGGGGCUACCGGACCAUCUCACCUUGCUCAGAUGGGGCUUUGAAGAAGACAUCGCGGAUAUAUUAUCGAUUGAUUAGCACAACCUCAAGAAAUACACUCAUACACACAAAUAAACUUGCUCUGCCUUUUACA
Molecule: messenger RNA, 459 nt
Organism: Rhipicephalus microplus (southern cattle tick)
Lineage: Eukaryota; Metazoa; Arthropoda; Arachnida; Ixodida; Ixodidae
Source: RefSeq, a predicted model, not a curated record